AUGGGUGCUUACAAAUACUUGGAAGAAUUGCAGAGAAAAAAGCAGUCUGAUGUCGCUAGAUUCUUGUUGAGAGUCAGAUGUUGGGAGUACAGACAGAGAAACGUCAUCCACAGAGCUUCCAGACCAUCUAGACCAGACAAGGCCAGAAGAUUGGGUUACAAGGCCAAGCAGGGUUUCGUCAUCUUCCGUAUCAGAGUUAGAAGAGGUGGUAGAAAGAGACCUGUGCCAAAGGGAGCCACCUACGGUAAGCCAACCAACCAGGGUGUCACUCAGCUCAAGUACCAGAAGUCCUUGAGAGUGACCGCCGAGGAAAGAGUUGGUAGAAGAGCUGCCAACUUGAGAGUGUUGAAUUCUUACUGGGUGAACCAGGACUCCACCUACAAGUACUACGAGGUCAUUUGUGUGGACCCAUCUCACAAUGCCAUCAGAAGAGACCCAAGAUACAACUGGAUUGUUAACCCAGUUCACAAGCACAGAGAAGCUAGAGGUCUUACUUCCGCUGGCAAGAAGUCCAGAGGUAUUGCCAAGGGUCACUUGUACAACAACACCAAGGCUGGCCGUCGUCACACUUGGAAGAAGCACAACACUUUGUCCUUGUGGAGAUACAGAUCUUAA
Candidozyma auris is the source of this 615-nucleotide messenger RNA. It is a transcript of the gene RPL15A, whose product is annotated as 60S ribosomal protein eL15. The coding region runs from base 1 to 615 and encodes 204 amino acids. Lineage: Eukaryota; Fungi; Ascomycota; Pichiomycetes; Serinales; Metschnikowiaceae. Gene Ontology annotation, molecular function: structural constituent of ribosome; RNA binding. The record is from RefSeq and is a predicted model, not a curated record. The transcript has a single exon. Gene Ontology annotation, biological process: cytoplasmic translation. Gene Ontology annotation, cellular component: ribosome; cytosolic large ribosomal subunit.